AUCGAUCUGAUGCACUGAUAACUCCAGCCUAGAAAUUGCAGGAGGGCUGAACCAUAAGGUUGCGCAAGGCAUGAGGAUCAUCGAAAGUGCCCCCACCCUAGGUUAGAGCGGAAACCUCUUAAAUACUCUGCUUCAUUCUCUCUGCUGGACAUAACACUGUCUUGCCUGCGUACUAUUUGUGCAUCAGGAUGUGUCAAAAAAUGGUGAUGCAAAAAAUUAUUUUCGCUGCGGUGUUGGUGUGUGCUGUAGCGAGGCCGGAGCCUCCAUCGUCGUAUGGUCCCCCGGCGACGUCAUACGGGGUACCUGCCCCGCAGUACGGUCCCCCUCAACAACCGAUUGUUCACAAACAUGUCUACGUUCACGUCCCGCCUCCCGAUAACGAAGUGCCCAAACCCCAGAAGCAAAUAUACGUGCCUCCACCACAAAAACACUACAAAAUAGUGUUCAUCAAAGCACCAACACCGCCAACGCCGACCGCACCAAUUAUUCCAGUACAGCCUCAGAACGAAGAAAAGACACUCGUAUAUGUGUUGGUUAAGAAGCCUGAGGAUCAACCUGAUAUUGUGAUUCCCACACCUGCCCCGACACAGCCUUCCAAGCCGGAGGUCUAUUUCAUCAGAUAUAAGACACAGAAACAAGACGGUUACCCUGCUGCAGCGCCUCCAGCUUCUCAAUACGGUCCACCCGCUUCAGCUCCAUCUUCUGAAUACGGCGCUCCUUAAAAAUAUAAAAUUGUUUAAAUAUGCUUUCCUUAGAAUACCUUUUAACGUAAGUAGGAAAACAAAAAAUAUGUACAUAUAUAUUUCUAUUUUUAUAUGCUAAGUUUUUUGACCGUGACCGCAAAACGAUAAACUGUAGUUAGAUUGUGCCAUUUUUAAACCCUCUUAGUUUAUGUCUCCAAAAAUUUAAACUUCGAAAGUUAUAUUUCUAUAGACUAUCGAAUAUCGAAAAAAAAUUCUAUUUCUUGGCAAUCGAAGCUCUCAUUACGUAGAUAGACAUAGCUACAUAAACUGUAACACAAAUUAACCGAUAUCGUGUCGUAGUAAAUACAUAAAAAUAUUAUCUGUGAUAUCCGAAAUAAGGGUACUUAAUAAAUUAAUACACAAGAUUUCAAAAUUCGACUAUUUGACGAUUAUUUGAAAUUUAUAUUAUUUGUAUUUAUGUAUUGGAACUUAUCAAAUUUAAUAUUUAUAUAUUGGAAACCUAUACCUACACAGAUGAUCGAGUAAAGCCAAUUGCCAGCCAGUUACUUUGAUUAGUUCAAUGGGUCAUGCGGGUACAAUCAUUAAAGAGAAACAUCAAAUUCAGCUUGAUUGUAUUAAUUCCAUAAUGCAAAAUAUA
This is a messenger RNA of Pieris brassicae (large cabbage white), 1341 nucleotides long. RefSeq names its product pollen-specific leucine-rich repeat extensin-like protein 1 (gene TwdlE). Bases 189 to 722 code for a protein of 177 amino acids. The transcript is spliced from 4 exons. Lineage: Eukaryota; Metazoa; Arthropoda; Insecta; Lepidoptera; Pieridae. The record is from RefSeq and is a predicted model, not a curated record.